Molecule: messenger RNA, 6559 nt
Organism: Limulus polyphemus (Atlantic horseshoe crab)
Lineage: Eukaryota; Metazoa; Arthropoda; Merostomata; Xiphosura; Limulidae
Exons: 7
Coding region: 244-1053 (269 amino acids)
Source: RefSeq, a predicted model, not a curated record
AUGAAGGAGUUCCCUUGGAAACAGUUAUGACGUAAAUCACGCGCAUGGCAUAAAGGUUUAUGGGUUGCUAGAAAUGGUAUAAAUUUGUGUGAUUGUAGUUUCUGCGGGUUGCUUUUAUCUUAUUGAAUUGAGUUGUUUUGUUAUGAUUGUAAUAUUCCAUGCCGUAAGUUUAUAGUUGUUUUUUUUUAAGUUAUUUAUUAUAGAACGAACUUGUCCGCCCGGCGAUAGGGAAGUUUUGUAGCCAUGAGCCUGGCCGGGCGGGUAAUAAUGACAGUGACAGCAACGUUAUGUGCAUUCCUUGGACCAAUGGCAGGAAAUGUUAUUCCAAAUUCAGGAUAUGUGCCACUUGAAGGAAGAGUUUCCAACAUUUAUAGGGAAAGUACACCCAAGCAGAUAACAUAUUAUCCAUAUAAAGCAUUGCAAGUUGAUAAGAAUGCUUCACCUGGAAAUAGCUAUCCUCAAUAUUCAUACAUGAUGGUUAGGCCAAGUUUGCAGAGGAAUACAUUUAAAACUAAUGACUUGAGGAAGCCACAUAAAAAAGAGAAUUAUAUUGGAACUGACGAUGGAAUAUCACACCAAUGGAAAUUGUUACCCAGAAGUAACAGCAUCAGUACUAUAAAGUCUGGUAAUUUUUGGAAAGAUCAUGUUGUUCAACACACAUCUAUGAAGGUCUAUCCAUCAAAAAGAGUUUCUGAUGUUGAACAGGAGGAAUAUCUUGAUAAAACAGGUGUGUUGGGCAAAAACAUAGACCAGGCAUCUUCCCAACAUGAAAAAUUGGCUUAUCUUUCUCCAAAGGUUUCUCAGCUCCAGAAAGAUGAAUUCUAUAUUCAACACAAAUCCAAAGAAUCUAGUAAACCCCAUGCCAUGUCUCACCAUCAUCCAAUUUUGAAACAAAAUGCAAAGUCUUCAGUUAAUGAUGUAUACUUUGUAGCAAUUGUAGCAGGAUGCACUGCAGCUGCUAUUUUUGGAGUGAUUGCUAGUGGUAUAUGUUUCUAUAGGUUUAAAAAAAAAGCAAGGCAGCUAGUGAUGUGGAAUACCCAGCAUAUGGAGUGAUAGGCCCAGGGAACAAAGAGAAGUCAUCCCCUAAUGGUGACAAUAAGCUGGCCCAUAGUGCACAGAUGUAUCACUACCAGCAUCAAAAACAACAAAUAAUAGCUCUAGAGAAGGUGAAUUCUUGUCGACUUGCGUCAUCUUCAGAUGUCGAAUCGGAAGAAGAAGAAAACAACGAGGCUGAUUAUACUGUCUACGAAUGUCCUGGUUUGGCCCUGACUGGUGAGAUGGAGGUUCAGAAUCCACUUUUUAUAGAUGAAUCAGAACAGGCUUUGCCUCAGCUACCAAAGGAAAACGGCAAGUGACUGUCUUCACAAUAGGUUUUGGAUGUAAAUACUUGUUGUUCUGUUGGUUUUCAGCUUAUGAUUCUACAUUCCUAAAAACUAGCCAGAUAAUAAAAUGAAAAAAAAAUGGUGACUGUUAUCAGUUUUACUACUGAAGGUUUUUGCUACCCAUUUCUGCUACUCCUAUUCUUGAAUGUGUGUUCUUAUAUUGUGCUGUGAGUUAUUCCUGCCAAUUGAAUUAUUCUUAUAAAGUAUGUGUUCUUUUAUGAAGAAAAUGGUAAGAGAAAAGAAAAAAAAGAACAGAGUUGAAGGAAUAAACAGGAAAUGCACACGUGUAAUCCAAACAUUUCAUAAGACAAAGAUAUGUAAUGUUGAAAAAUAAUUUGUAAUGUUUUACAGCAGGUGUUAUAUUAAGACUGUUGUCAUACUUUGUAUUCUUUACAAUACUAAACUAUAUGUAUAACAUUAGAACUGUUUCUGCAUGUGUAGCUAAUCACCCCCACUUUGCAACUCAUUCCUACACCACUGAUAUAUGAUAUUAAAAAGAAGACAUACAUAAUGUAUUUUCAGAAAAUAAAUUUUUGGUUGUUAUGAUAAUAGUUCUUCAUAAAAUUGUUGCUUCCGUAAAUAUAGAUUAAUAAGAAUGAUAUGAUAGCAAAAAAACUAGAGAGAAGUUAAGCAUUUAACUCUUAUUUGUUUUUGUAAAUGUGUGAACUUCAUUUUACACAUGUUAAAUAGAUAAUUGUUACUUUCCGAAAGUUAACAAUGGACAACACUUUACUGUUAUUGCCAGGUUUUUCUGUCGAAAAAUCUGGCAGUCAAUAUCAUUCUUACAUUUUAUGAAAUUUUGAAGCUGUUUGUGUUAAUAUUGCUGAUAAAAGUUAAUACUGAGAUUGUAAUUUAUAAUCAAGAGGGGGGGGGGGAUCAGUGGUAUACUUCCCACCCUUGAAACUAACAUUCAGCAACAUGCUUCAUAAAUAUGACACUUUACAUUUAAAUCAUUGCCUUUCAUGUUUAGCAUUUCUAUAUAGGUUUAUGAAUUAUUUUCAAUUUCUCUAAAGCUUCAAAAUCAUUCUCAAUCUCAGUGAUUUCCAGUGGUAAAUACAGUUUAAGCUACUAUUGGUUGAAAGUAGUGUGUGAAUUUAACAAUAACUUUUAGUGAUACUAAAAUUAAUACUCAAUGUAAGAAAGUUUAUUUUCUUAAUUGUCAUUGUAAGUGCAUUUCACCUCAGUCUGUUGCUUUUUUUCUACUUGUCAAAGAAAGUGUAUUUUUUAAUUCUAGAAACUGUGAUAGUGUUUAAAAAUAUUAAUUUAACUGCUUUUGAAGUAAAGAUAUGUUAAUGAUUUAGUCUGUUAUGGGCUCUGAGGAAUAAGCAGAAACAUUUUUAUGCUUCUGUUGUAAUCUGUUGAACUGCAGUAUGAUGUAUUUAGUUUUGUAUAUUUGUGAAUAUAUUGCUUAUUGGUUUCUCAGUUUUGCUAUAAUUGAAAAUUUAUUAAACCAGUAAGUAACAAUGUUACACUCAACAAUUGAAUAUUUUACCAUUAUGAUGCUUUAAUACUCAGAUCUUGCUUGUGAAUGUAUAAAAGCUUCACCCUUUUAUUUUAUUAUUUGUUACUGUAAAUUAAAGAAAAAUAUUCUAGUUAUAAAAAUAGACAUGCAUGAUUUGUUGAAUGAAUGAGAUCUAGAUUGCAUAAAUCUAUAAAGUGAUUGUUAUUGUAUAUAUAUACGCUGUGGGAGUGUUAAAUCAUAAAAAAUAAGCCUCCUUUAUUUAUUUACUUAUUUUACUGAAAUAGGCUUUUUCAUAAUAGUUAACCUUCCAUAACUGUUUUUUUUAUGUUGCUUUGUAAAAAUUAUAAAAAUACUAUCACUUCAUAAAAAAACAAAUCAUUAAAACAGAUUUGUGUAAGGAGAAUUAUACUUACAUUUGCAUAUAGAUAUGUUAUUUCAUUUUCUGUGUCUUAAAGUUUUUCUUACUUGUUUAUCUUCGUAUUUGUGCUUUAAUGAAAAAUUGUGAUAUUUUGUCUACACCAUACAUCAAUGGCAUAGAUCACCAAAACUUUCUCAUGGAAAUGUUUUAAGUUACAAGGUAAAAUUUAAUAUUAAAGUUCACUAAUAAUGUUUCCACCUCAGAGUUUUAGCAAGUCCUUUAUAAGCUUCUAGCAAGAAAUAUCCAAUGAUUUUUUUUUUUCAAGUACAUUCACCACUGCUGAUAAGGUCUUUUUAGUAUAUACAUAAUUUAUUAAGCUGUUCUAGCUAAUAAGAGCAGAAAAAUAUAUAAACUAGCUGUCAAGACUGCUCAAUAAUGUAGGAUAAAUCUCCUAGAAACCUUAUUCCAUAGUGAUUUAUUGAACACAGUUUUAAUUUUCAUUGGUCAUUCCAUUUUGAGUUUACUGAAAUUCUUGCAGUUUGUAACCUUCAUUAAACCUUGUGCAUAAAAUGCCAAUAUUUUUGUACAAAAACUAACUAAUUAAUCAGUGCUUUAUUAAAACUUUUUUUUAUACCUCUUGUUUAUGAUUCACUGUGUUGAUAUUUAUCUGUUUGAAGACACUGAUCAUUGCUACAUAUGCAUGAAAAUUCUGUAAUGAAAUGGUAAAGAUUGAGAUUCCAAUUCUGCUUUACAAUAUUAAGUGUUUCACUAAUGGACUUUGUUUGAUUCGUUGCUUAUGAGUAUUUUUGUGAAUAAUUACAAUGUAUAGCUUAUUAUUUUAGUCUCUGAUUUACAAAGGAAUUUUACUUUGUUACCAUUAUUUGAAACUUUUAUGUUUCUAUAUUAUGUUUGAAUUAGAAAAUCUCUCAUUAAUAUGGAUAAUUCUGUAAAUGUACGUUAUAACAAUAUAAUUCAGCUUGUAAUGCAAUAGUUUUUGCAUGGUAACCUGUAUAAGUAUGAUUUUUUUUUUAAAUUGGAGAAUUCAACAAAGUAACUAUGUGAGUUAAUAAUAUCUCGCAUUCUGUACCUUCUAAUGUCUUGGCAUAGCCUGGUGGUUAGAGCACUUAACAUUCAAUCAGUGGGUCACAGGUUCAAAUCCCAUUACUAAGAACCUUCAUCCUUUCAGCUGUAUGGGCAUUAUAAUGUUAUGGCCAAUUCCACUACUUGAUUAUAGUAGCCCAAGAGUUGGUGGUGAAUGUUGUUGACUAGCUGUCUUCUCUCUAGUCUAUUGCUUCAAAAGUAGAAAUAACUAGUGCAGGUAGCCCUUAAACAGCUUUGUGCAAAAUCCAACAAACAUCCUCUAGCAGGUAACUACUCAUCCUUGAAACCUAUAUCUGAUGACGACUGUAACAAACAAGAGACAGCUAUAUUGAAACACAAGAUAUUUUCUUGUGCUUUUAUUGAAUUAUAGCCAAAUAUCUAUGGUUUGAGUUUCAAGAAAACUGUGAUUCUGUGUAUUCUCAUAUAAAAUUUGUUCUACUUCUGACUCAGCAUAACAUAUUACAUAAUUGUGGAUUGUUUAAACAAUCUGUUAUACGCCAAUGCCACUAUUGUUCUGUAAUAUCAGGUUUGUUUUGUUUUUUUAAUUAUUAUUUGGUUUAAGCAGUAUGGUAUGUAACUAGCACAGGACUAUGAUUAUUUUAGUGAUAUGUUGGUCUAUGCCUUGAACUAGUAGCUUGUGUAGUUUAUAGAUGAGUGUAAAAGAUAGGUUUUCUUCUACCUGAAUAAGGUAAACAUUUUUUGUGUAUUGUGAUUACUAUCAAAAAUGAGACUAAUCUGUUUGUCUGUAUUUACAAAAUAUUCCAACAAAAAAAAAGUUGUUUUAUAGAAAUGUUUUUUUUGUAAAAUAAAACUUACUCCUUAGCUAGAGGUCCCUUGGAAAGACAGCAGUAAGUUUAUGGCCUUACAAUGCUAAAAUUGGGGUUUGAUUCCCUUUAGUAGACACAGCAGAUGGCCCAAUGUUGCUUUGCUCUAAACACACAACCAACAACCUUAGCUAGAUGAUCUGGAGCUUAUUUCAAGUGAUAAAUUUUUAUUCCCAAGUCACUCAUUUCAAGUAGUCACAUUCAUUCAAUAAAGUCUACUGGAAGGUCACUGAAAUGGUUACAUUUAGUUAUUAUAGCUAAUUUCUAAGAAUUAGAAUAGUGAAUUAAAUCAGUAAUAGAUAAGAUAUUAUAAAAUGAUGAAGUAAGGUAAUACAUGAAACAUUUAUAGGUAAUUACUGUUUUGGUCUUCAAAACAAGUAUACUUAUUUGAUGUUACAUUUUUGUAAGUCUUUAUUCUCAGUAGUUUGAAAGUACUGUUCACAUUAUUGUUAUAUUAAUGUUGCAUAAUUAUGAUGUUUAUGCAAUAUAAAAUAUAAUUAAUCAUGACAAUUAAAAAAUGACAGAAUAUUUUUGGCAAAAGUUAUUUUCAUCACUUACUGGUAUUUAUUUACAAUAUUACUAAAAUAUUAUGAAAUUAUUAUUAUUAUAGGUAUUAGUUUUGUUGUUUGCUAAGUGAAAAUACUGUUAUUAAUGGCUUGCAAACAUCCAUGUAAAUGAAUAAUAAGUGUGAUAUGUCAUAAGAAGACUGGUAUUAAUUUUAACCCAUAAUAUCAUUCUAUAUAUAUUAUUGAAUAAAAAAUUAUCUUAGAUGGCAGCAUGAAAAAAAAAUUGGGUGAAAUUAUAUUAAGCUUAUUUCUGGGCUGAUUUUAUGUAGUUUUAAUGUGAUUCAAAGUUACUGUGUUAAUUAACAAGGUAGUAGAAAACUGGAUUAUUGCAGUAAGAAAUAAAAGAAAUAGAAAUAAAAAAAGAAUGUUGUGAUUUCAAUAUCUAUUACCGUAUUUUCAUAUAAUAUCAUACCUAUUGAGGGAUUAAUCAUGACUUCCUAGCUGGGUAUGUGAACAUUUGUAUAUAAAACUUGUUGUGGGUGAUGCAGUUUGAUAAAUUUAUUAAGCAUGUGUUUGUUAUAUACAAGAUCAGAAAGUUUUUGGAAAGUACUAAGAGUUUAUAGAGACAUAAAUGUCUAUAUAUAUAUAUGUGUAAACCUUAUUACAAAUUUUCUUUUUAAUAUGGCUACAUUUUAAAAAUUUAUGAAGUGUGAUGCUUUCAGAAGUUUGUAUUUUACCUUUUCUAGAAUUAAUUUAUGUGUGGCUAUCUCAAUAUAAAUAAAUGUAUAUGUAUUCUUUCAACUUGCUAAAAUAAUCACAAAAGUACAUUGUAUAAAUGAUGUGUCAUUUUUUGUCAGGAACAGCUGUGAUGUACAAACUUUCAGUAUUUUCCCAAUGUUAAUAAAGAUUAGUUGUUUAUAUAUUUA